This is a messenger RNA of Rhipicephalus microplus (southern cattle tick), 2781 nucleotides long. It is a transcript of the gene SCaMC, whose product is annotated as Short Calcium-binding Mitochondrial Carrier. Gene Ontology annotation, biological process: transmembrane transport. Gene Ontology annotation, molecular function: calcium ion binding. NCBI's taxonomy places the organism in Eukaryota, Metazoa, Arthropoda, Arachnida, Ixodida, Ixodidae. The record is from RefSeq and is a predicted model, not a curated record.
UCGUGGCAAGCAAAGCAGGCAUUCGGCUCAUUUCGUCGGCUACGAAACGUGACGUUUCGGGUGUUACAAAGGUAGCAAUGUGUCCUGCAGAACGUUUCAAGAAUCACGUUACCAACAGCAAGAUUGCCGUCGUCUGAUGCGUAUGCUGCAGUGUCGAGCUAAUCAGCCGUGUCCCCGUGGCUUGCAAGGUGGGACUCCAUUCAUUCGUUGACCGGCUGGAACCUCGAUAAAGGCACCAUGUGCUAGCGGUAAACAUGAAACUGCAAGCGAAUGGCGCGCCAAAAAACGGCCAACCCCUGCAGCACCCACCACAUUACUACCCUGAACUGCCGACAGAGGUUGAAGAGCGACUGGAGAAGCUGUUCAGAAAGUUGGACGUCAACGAAGAUGGUCGAAUUGACAUAAACGAUCUUACCGCCGGCUUGCGCAAACUAGGACUGCCGCAUUCACCUGGGAGUGUAGAGAGGUUCAUAACGGUGUCAGACACUGGGAAGGAUGGCACUGUGGAUUUUGCAGAGUUCGUACACUACAUAAUUGAACACGAAAAGAAUUUGAUGGUGGUUUUUAAAAGCCUUGAUGCAAAUAGUGAUGGCUCACUGGAUGCAAAUGAGAUCAGGACAUCGUUCCAGAAACUUGGAAUUCAAAUUGAAACUGAUGAAGCCAUGCGACUCCUCAAGCGAAUGGACAAGGACGGCUCUCUGACCAUUAGCUUUGAAGAAUGGCGUGACUACCUGCUUUUUCACCCUAGCUCAGAAAUUCAUGAUAUAAUUCAUCACUGGAGACAUGCUACAUUUGUGGAUCUUGGGGAAGACUCGUUGGUACCAGACGACUUCACAGAGGAAGAGAUACACACAGGCAUGUGGUGGCGUCAUUUGGUUGCUGGGGGAGUUGCUGGUGCAGUGUCUAGAACAUGUACUGCCCCUCUGGACCGCCUCAAAGUUUUCCUCCAGGUUCGAGGCAGUGAGUUCCAAUCUAUCCAGCAGUGUUUGCGGCACAUGUUGCAAGAAGGAGGGAUACCGUCACUAUGGCGUGGCAACGGCAUCAAUGUUAUCAAGAUAGCUCCUGAAAGUGCACUCAAGUUUCUUGCCUAUGAAAAGGCAAAGCGGCUUAUCAAGGGCGACUCAAAUCGUGAUUUGGGUAUCUUCGAACGUUUUUUUGCGGGUUCCCUUGCUGGCAGCAUCGCCCAAACAAGUAUCUACCCUAUGGAGGUGCUGAAAACUCGUUUGGCAUUACGCAAAACUGGCCAAUACAAAGGAAUAGUAGACGCAGCCUACCAAAUCUACCGGAAAGAAGGCUUGCGUAGCUUCUACAAGGGCUACUUACCAAACCUCCUCGGCAUCAUUCCCUAUGCUGGCAUUGACCUGGCCAUCUAUGAGACACUCAAGAAGCUGUACUUGAGCCGGCAUGACCUGACAGAUGAUCCUGGCAUCCUUGUGCUUCUAGGCUGUGGCACUGUGAGCAGCUCCUGUGGGCAAAUUGCCAGUUAUCCAUUGGCCCUUGUAAGGACAAGGCUGCAAGCACAAGAUGGAAAACACGAGCGAACCUCCAUGAUUGGACUCAUCAAAGGCAUCGUCCGCACUGAAGGCUUCAGUGGCCUUUAUCGUGGCAUCACUCCAAACUUCAUGAAAGUGGCUCCUGCAGUCAGCAUUAGCUAUGUUGUUUAUGAACAUUCGCGUAGAGCCUUGGGUGUCACCAUGACAUGAGAACUUGUUUUUUAAUUUAGAUAUAUCUCGAAGUAGCUUUUUUUUUUAAUAAGUUUUGCUGCCUAUUUGCUUAGAACAGAGUUGUCUGUGCUUUGAAGUGCAGCUAUCUUACUAGUGGAAAGCAUGUGCUGCCUUUCAUGCAGGUUUUAUUUUAUUUGUACAUUGUGACUUGUUAUCUAUUAGUGGCUGUAUGCUUUUCUGUAGACCACCCAAUUACAUUACUCUGUCGCACAUAGGGUGGCUUUUGUGGCAAUUGAAAAUUUCCACUGUGAUCAUGCAUCUGAUGCGACCGAGGAGCAGGGCAUCAGAUGCAAAGAAUCCGUUCGAGGCUUCUUGAGGACCGAGAACAUACAAUUUAAUUACAUAUUUACAGGUGGUCAAUAGACUAGGCGUCGAGAUGCGCCUUUACACAAGACACGACCGGUUGAAACGAAGGUCAGAGCGAGAGCCCCCAUCGCACACGCAACACUCCUUUUAUAUCCCCAAGUCUGUGCACGUGUUUCUUGUCAAAUGCCGGCUGCGUGUCCCAGCGACGCCGAUGAGCAUUUUGUGCAGUGCAUGUGGACGCCUCUUGCAUUUCUGCUGGACGCCGACCGUGUUCGGACAGUACGCCGAUGAGAGUCUCUUGCAGGUCGUAUCCUUGCACUGCCAGUCAUAACAGCCCGUCCGCCGCCCGAAGAGGUCACGUAAGGGCUUCAGUGUCACUGCUCUCUGAAGUGGCCAUAGUACGUCUCCUUGGUUGUUGCACUCACUGUCCGCCACAACUCAGAGCCGCACGCCACACGGGGUCUUACGGUAGGCAUACCGACACAUUUUGGUGUCGCAGUCACUCACAGCGCACAACACACACUUCAUCACAGCAGGUGACAUCCACAGCUGCAGAGGCCUGGGCACCACUGCUUGGUUGUUUUCUGGUUGGCCAUGGCAUGAAGGGAUGCACUCAACCUAAUAUUAAGGCUGAGAACCCCCAACUCUGUCGAGAAUCACCAGAGGUCAACUCACUUCAAGACUUCUUUUUCAACUUUUUGCACAACGGAAGGCUACACUGUGGUGGUGACCAGUUAACUUGACGUUUAAG